Molecule: messenger RNA, 9246 nt
Organism: Saccharomyces eubayanus
Lineage: Eukaryota; Fungi; Ascomycota; Saccharomycetes; Saccharomycetales; Saccharomycetaceae
Gene: IRA2
Product: Ras GTPase activating protein IRA2
Exons: 1
Coding region: 1-9246 (3081 amino acids)
Biological process (GO): regulation of GTPase activity
Source: RefSeq, a predicted model, not a curated record
AUGUCCCAUCACACCAAAAAUAAUAAGAAAGAGCAUGGUACCGAUGCUCAAUCAUCCCAUAUGACUCGCACACUGAUCAAGCAUGUUCUUUUCGAUAGAAUACUCCCGAUCUUACCGGUCGAGUCCAAUCUCAGUACUUAUCUGGAAGUGGAGGCAUACGCUCCAUUCAUAUCAUGCAGAUCUUUACUCAUUAAUGUCGCCGUUUUUAGAGACCUUAACGCUAUCGUGGGUUAUUCUUUGGAAUUGAUUGAGUUGCUCCUCCAGGGCCAUGAUAUCAUUUCGGAUGAGAACAACGACGACGUUAUCGAGUCGAUAUUGGUCACUCUGCGGCUAUUAAGUGAUGUGCUGGAAUAUAACUGGCAAAAACUGGAAAGUCUCAACCAUAGUGACAUAUCAACUCACAUAGAACACGAGCAAGAACAGAAGCCAAAGCUCCCCGGUAUUUUUCCCGAGUUCUCUUCCACUCAUAAUAAUGACAAUAAACAUUUUUUCCAUCAGAUGAAACCAUACUCACUAAUACCUGAUUUGGCGUCGAAGUUGAUCGAGACUUGCUCGGCUUUGAAAUUCAACACGAGAACUCUGCAAAUUUUACAAAAUAUGAUUGACCAUGUGCACGGAAAUAUUUUGACGACAUUGAGUUCCACGAUUCUGCCCGGUCACAAAUCUUAUCUGGCAAAAAAUAACCACCCUUCCCAUUGUAAACUGAUCGAUUCCACCCUGGGUCACAUUCUCCGAUUUGUAGCAGCUUCCAAUCCAUCUGAAUAUUUCGAGUUUAUCAAAAAAAGUGUACAAAUUCCUGUAACACAAGCCCAGGUGCACUCCCACAGUCACUCACAUUCAUUGUCGUCUUCCGUGUAUAACAACAUAGUGCCUCACUUGGAUCUUUUCAGUUUCAUCUAUCUAACCAAGCAUAACUUCAGAAGGUAUUUGGAAAUCGUAAAAAACUUAUCCAUGCCACUAAAGAGAACGAUAUACCAUUGUCUUCUUUUACAUUUCACCGCAAAGGCAAUAAUGUUCUGGAUAAUGGCCAGACCCGCAGAGUACUAUGAACUUUUUAACUUAUUGAGAGAUCAUAAUGAUGAAUCUGCAAAAUCCAUAAACUUGCUAAUUCAUACUCUUUUUGAGGAGAUCCACUCAACUUUCAACGUGAACAGUAUGAUAACCGCCACCCAAAACAACCACCCGGGUUCAUCGUCUUCUUCGCCAUCUUCGCCGUCGUCGCCACCUAGCUCAUCAUCAUCAGAUAAUAACCAAAGUGUGAUAGCUAAAUCUUUAAGCCGCCAGCUUUCUCACCAUCAGUCUUGUAUCCAGCAACAACCCGAGAGAAAAGUCCAUUCAUCGUGGACCACAAAUUCUCAAUCCUCUACGUCAUUGUCGUCGUCAGCCUCUUCAUCUACAACAACAUCAUUAUCCGCUCACGCACAAUCAGGUGAAUAUGAUCCAUCUUUCGCAGAUACACCAACGAUGUCCAAUGUUACCAUCAGUGCCUCCUCCUUGCUCUCUCAGACACCUACGCCAACAACACAAUUACAACAACGAUUAAACGCAGCGGCGGCAGCGGCAGCGGCAGCGGCUGCAUCAUCGUCAUCAUCAUCGAAUUCAACCCAAACUGCAUACACGGAACAACAGCAAAGUCGAGCCGCAUAUGACUCGCCCAAAGUUGGCCACACUGGUAAGGAUUAUGAUGAGAAUUUCUUAUCCGUGACUCGUUUGAAUAAUGUUCUGGAACUGUACACGCAUUUCGAUGACACUGAAGUACUGCCACAUACAUCAGUUCUAAAAUUUUUGACCACUUUGACAAUGUUUGAUAUCGAUCUAUUCAAUGAGCUGAACGCACUGUCAUUUAAAUAUAUCCCUGAUUGUAUAUCGCAUCGCCCAAGGGAAAGAGCAAGCUCAUUUAAUAGCGCCGCGUUACAUGAAGUUGGUUCAGAAAGAACCUUAGGUAUAAAACACAUCACACAGGGUUUGAAAAAAUUGACUUCGUUACCUACGUCAACGAAAAAAACUGUGAAAUUUAUAAAAAUGUUACUAAAGAACUUAAACGGGACACAGGCCGUAUCGGAUGUUGCUCUUCUAGACACAAUGAGGGCUUUGCUAUCAUUCUUAACAAUGACCUCCGCAGUCUUCCUCGUGGAUAAAAAUCUUCCUUCAGUACUUUUUGCCAAGAGACUUAUCCCCAUAAUAGGGACGAAUUUGAGCGUUGGCCAAGAUUGGAGUUCUAAAAUGAAUUACAAUUUAAUGGGUUGUUUGAAAAAGAAUUCCAACGCGUUCAUUCAAUUACAAUUAAUAUUCUUCUCUUCUGCAAUCCAAUUCGAUCAUGAAUUAUUACUGGCACGUUUAAGCAUUGAUACCAUGGCCAACAAUCUAAACUUGCAAAAACUAUGUCUUUAUACUGAAGGAUUCAGGAUAUACUUCGACAUACCAAGUAAGAGAGAACUGCGUAAAUCUAUUGCAAUAAAAAUCUCCAAAUUUUUCAAGACUUUAUUUUCCAUUAUAGCAGACAUUCUCUUACAAGAAUUUCCAUAUUUUGACGAGCAAAUCACCGACAUAGUCGCAUCUAUCCUUGAUGGUACAAUUAUCAAUGAAUACGGUACAAAGAAACAUUUUAAGGGAAGCUCACCCUCUCUAUGUCCGACAACUAGAUCAAGGUCAGCAUCCACAUCCCAGAGUUCUAUGACCCCUGUUUCUCCAUUGGGAUCAGAAGCAGACACGUAUCCAAUGAACACUUUAUCUUUAGUCGGUUCAAGCACUUCAAGGAAUUCUGACAAUGUAACCCCUUUGAACAGUUCUCCUAAGCAUUUAUCUACUGAUCCGUAUCUGUCACAUCUUGUAGCGCCAAGAGCACGUCAUGCGUUAGGAGGUCCAUCUAGUAUUUUGAGGAACAAGGUGCCCACUACUUUGACAUCGCCUCCAGAUACAGAAAAAUCAUCACCUGUACAACGUCCGCAAACUGAAAGUAUCAGUGCUACCGCCAUGGCAAUAACAAAUUCUACUCCAUUAUCAUCUGCUGCCUUUGGUAUUAGAUCUCCUCUACAAAAAAUAAGGACAAGACGGUAUUCCGAUGAAAGUUUGGGGAAAUUCAUGAAAUCGACAAAUAACUAUAUUCAAGAACACUUGGUACCAAAGGAUUUGGAUGAGGCUGCUCUCCAAGACGCUAGAAGGAUAAUGAUUAAUAUAUUCAGUAUAUUCAAGAGACCUAAUAGCUACUUCAUCAUUCCACAUAACGUAAAUUCCAAUUUACAGUGGGUUUCCCAAGAUUUCAGAAAUAUAAUGAAGCCGAUCUUUGUUGCGAUUGUAAGUGCUGAUCUAGCUUUACAGAAAACGGCCCAAUCAUUUAUGGAUACGCUGCUAUCCAAUAUCAUCAAUUAUAGCGAGUCAGAUGAAACCAUUAGUAUUGAAGGUUAUCACCUCCUUUGCAGUUAUACUGUAACUUUAUUUGCCAUGGGUCUUUUUGAUUUGAAAAUCAAGAAUGAAAAACGUCAAAUUCUUUUAGAUAUAACAAUUAAAUUUCUAAAGGUUAGGUCUCACUUGGCUGAAAUUGCUGAAACUUCGCACCAUAUGGAAUACAUAAAUGAUGCUGAAAAACUUACUUUCCCACUGAUAAUGGGAACCGUUGGUAGAGCUUUAUUCGUUUCAUUAUAUUCUAGUCAACAAGAAAUCGAAAAAACUUUAAAAGUGGCAUACUCACAGUACCUUUCGGCUAUCAAUUUUCAUGAAAGAAAUAUCGAUGAUUCUGAUAAGACCUGGGUUCAUAACAUUGAGUUUGUAGAAGCGAUGUGUCAUGAUAAUUACACCACCUCGGGUUCCAUAGCGUUUCAAAGAAGAACUAGAAAUAACAUUUUACGAUUUGCUACUAUUCCUAAUGCAAUAUUACUUGACUCUAUGAGAAUGAUAUACAAGAAGUGGCAUUGUUACACGCAUACUAAAAACUUAGAUAAACAGGAAUUGAAUGAUUUCAGAAAUUUCGCAGGUAUUUUAGCCUCUUUGUCUGGUGUCUUAUUCAUUAACAGAAAAAUGCUAGAGGACACAUACCCUUAUCUCCUCGACACUGUUUCUGAAUUAAAAAAGAACAUUAGCUUUUUCAUUUCAAAACAAUGCCAAUGGCUGAGUUAUCCUGAUUUAUUAACGAGAGAAAACUCAAGGGACAUUUUGAGUGUAGAACUACAUCCUUUGUCGUUUAAAUUACUUUUCAGUAGUUUGAGACUCAAAAUGAAAGAAUUGGCUUGUUCAGACUUAUCAAUACCAGAAAACGAAACUUCUUACAUCUUAUUGGAACAAAUCAUCAAGAUGCUACGGACAAUAUUAAGUCGGGAAGAUGAUAAUUCUGUUAUGUUGCUUUUCUCCACAGAGAUAGUAGACUUAAUUGACUCAUUAACAGAAGAAAUCAAAAAGAUGCCAGCGUACUGCCCAAAACAUUUUAAGGCAAUCAUUCAAAUGACCAAGAUGUUCAGUGCUUUGCAACAUUCAGAGGUUAAUUUGGGUGUUAAGAAUCACUUUCACCUAAAAAAUAAAUGGUUAAGACAAGUGACCGAUUGGUUUCAAGUCAGUAUUUCAAGAGAAUAUGAUUUUGAAAAUUUGUCAAAACCACUCAAAGAAAUGGAUUUGAUGAAAAGAGACAUGGACAUCUUAUACAUCGAUACUGCAAUUGAGGCCUCAACAGCAAUCUCAUUUUUAACUAGGCACACUUUUCUGGAAAUUCCACCUGCAGCCUCAGAUCCUGAAUUAUCUCGUUCCAGGUCUGUGAUAUUUGGAUACUAUUUUAAUAUUUUGAUGAAAGGCCUCGAAAAAAGUAACGACCGCGAUAAAUUCCCAGUGUUUUUGAAGCACAAAAUGAGUGUCCUCAAUGAUAACGUCAUUCUUUCGUUAACAAAUCUUUCCAAUACCAAUGUUGAUGCAAGUCUGCAAUUCACCUUACCAAUGGGCUAUUCUGGAAAUCGAAACAUCAGGAACGCAUUUUUAGAGGUAUUCAUCAAUAUCGUUACGAACUAUCGUACCUACACAGCUAAAUCCGAUCUUGGGAAGUUGGAAGCUGCAGACAAAUAUUUACGGUUUACAAUCGAACAUCCUCAGUUGUCAUCUUACGCGGCAGCAGUUUGUCCUGCCAGUGAUAUCGAUGCUUAUGCUGCUGGUUUAAUAAAUGCAUUUGAAACAAGGAAUGCUACUCAUAUCGCAGUAUCACAGUUGAUCGAGAAUGAAAUCGAAAAAUCUUCAAGACCCACCGAUAUACUUAGAAGAAAUAGUUGCGCUACUAGGUCCUUAUCUAUGUUAGCAAGGUCCAAAGGUAGUGAAUAUUUGAUUCGUACCCUGCAACCACUGCUAAAAAAAAUCAUUGAUAACAAGGUGUUUUUUGAAAUCGAGAAAUUGAAACCGGAAGAUGCAGACGCCGAAAAACAAGUACAAUUGUUCAUCAAAUAUAUGAAUGAAUUGUUAGAGGCCAUAUCCAACUCAGUCUCGUACUUCCCACCUCCUUUGUUCUAUAUUUGUCAAAAUAUAUUCAAAGUUGCGCGUGUAAAAUUUCCAGACCAUGCUCUCAUUGCUGCCGGGUCCUUCGUAUUUCUAAGGUUCUUUUGUCCUGCAUUAGUCAGUCCUGAUUCUGAAAAUAUCAUCGACAUAUCUCAUCCAAGUGAAAAGCGUACAUUUAUCAGCUUAGCCAAAGUUAUCCAGAAUAUUGCUAAUGGCUCAGAAAACUUUUCAAGAUGGCCAGUUUUGAGUACCCAGAACGACUUUCUGAAGGAAUGUAGCGAUAGGAUUUUCAAAUUCCUCGCUGAACUUUGUAGAGCGGACCGUAUCAUAGACAUCCAAGUCAGGACAGAUCCUACACCAAUACCCUUUGAUUACCAAUUUCUUCACUCCUUUAUAUAUCUCUACGGACUUGAUAUUAGAAAAAAUGUUCUCAAUGAAGCAAAACGUGAUGAUGGUGACAUUGACGAUGAUGAGUUCUAUAAGUCAACAUUUUUACUCAUCGAUGAUGUCCUCGGCCAACUAGGUCAACCUAAAAUGGAGUUUUCAAAUGAAAUACCAAUAUAUAUUAGAGACCACAUGGACGACUACCCGGAACUUUAUGAGUUUAUGAAUAGACAUGCAUUCAGAAACCUGGAAACCCCAACAACGUCCAAUCCAAACGUCCACGAAUCUACGUCAAGCGAAGGUGUUCCAAUCAUUACUUUAACAAUGUCAAAUUUCUCAAACAAACAUGUGGACAUUGACACAGUUGUUUAUAAAUUCCUACAAAUUUAUGCUCGAAUCUGGACCACUAAACAUUGCCUAAUUAUUGAUUGUACUGAAUUCGAUGAAGACGGACUUGACAUGAGAAAAUUUAUCUCCCUGGUUAUGGGAUUAUUGCCAGAAGUAGCACCAAAGAAUUGUUUGGGGUGCUACUAUUUUAACGUGAAUGAAAUGUUUAUGAGCAACUACGGGAGAUGUCUAGACAAGGAGAAUGUUUUCGUCUCUUCAAAAAUUCCCCAUUUUUUCAUCAAUAGCAAUUCUGAUGAAGAUCUCAUGAAAUCGUUAGGCAUAACUGGUCAGGGAUUAAAAGUUCUGCAAGACAUUCGUGUCUCUUUACAUGAUAUUACUCUCUACGACGAGAAAAGGAAUAGGUUUACCCCAGUUUCACUGAAGAUAGGUGAUAUUUACUUCCAAGUUCUUCAUGAAACCCCAAGGCAAUAUAAAAUAAGAGAUAUGGAUACAUUAUUUGAUGUCAAAUUCAAUGACGUCUACGAAAUUAGCCGGAUAUUUGAAGUACACGUUUCUUCAGUAACUGGUGUUGCUGCUGAAUUUACAGUGACUUUCCAAGAUGGAAAAAGAUUGAUUUUUAGUAGUCCCAAGUAUCUCGAGAUUGUUAAAAUGUUCUACUAUGCACAGAUUCGAUUAGAAAAUGAAUAUGAAAUGGACAACAAUUCAAGCGCUUCUUCCUCAAAAUCCAGUGCUAAGGAUAAAGAACAAAAGGAAAGGAAUAAAUUAUUGUGCCACUUACUAUUAGUAUCGCUCAUUGGCCUGUUCGAUGAAAAUAAAAAGAUGAAAAACAGUUCGUAUAACUUGGUAGCUGCUACUGAAAUAUCAUUCGGUUUGAACUUCGGUUCUCACUUUCAUCGUUCGCCUGAAGUGUAUGUUCCUGAGGAAACCACUACGUUUCUAUCGGUAAUCGGGAAGUCACUUGCAGAAUCUAAUCCCGAACUUACAACAUAUAUGUUCAUCUAUAUUUUGGAAGCUUUAAAAAACAACGUUAUCCCCCAUGUUUAUAUCCCUCACACAGUUUGUGGGCUAUCUUAUUGGGUUCCUAACCUAUACCAGUAUGUGUAUUUGGCUGAUGAUGAAGAAGGUCCUGAAAACAUAUCGCACAUUUUCCGUGUGCUGAUUAGACUGUCUGUGAAGGAGACUGAUUUCAAGGCUGUGUACAUGCAAUACAUUUGGCUGCUUCUUUUAGACGAUGGCCGCUUGACUAGCAUUAUCGUCGAAGAAGUUAUUAAUCAUGCCUUAGAGAGAGAUUCCGAAAACCGUGACUGGAAAAAAACAAUAUCGUUAUUAACAGUACUACCAACUACCGAGGUAGCCAACAAUAUUAUUCAAAAAAUAAUGGCGAAAAUUAGAUCUUUUCUGCCAUCAUUGAAACAAGAAGCUAUGACCCAAAGUUGGUCUGAGUUAACGAUAUUGGUCAAAAUAAGUAUCCAUGUCUUUUUUGAAACUUCCUUAUUGGUACAAAUGUAUUUGCCGGAAAUCCUAUUCAUCGUAUCUUUAUUAAUCGACGUUGGCCCAAGGGAACUCAGGUCAUCACUGCACCAACUACUGAUGAACGUAUGCCAUUCCUUGGCCAUCAACUCAGCACUACCACAAGAUCACAGAGACAAUCUAGAUGAGAUAAGUGACAUAUUUGCCCAUCAGAAGGUAAAAUUCAUGUUUGGAUUUAGCGAAGACAAAGGAAGAAUUCUACAAAUAUUCAGUGCAACUUCAUUUGCAAGCAAAUUCAAUAUUUUGGAUUUCUUUAUUAACAAUAUACUAUUGCUGAUGGAAUAUUCCUCAACUUACGAGGCAAGCGUAUGGAAGACAAGAUACAAGAAGUAUAUUUUGGAAUCUGUAUUCACUAGCAACUCCUUUCUUUCAGCACGUUCAAUCAUGAUAGUUGGUAUAAUGGGGAAGUCUUACAUAACCGAAUCAUUAUGCAAGGCUAUGAUUAUUGAAACUAUGAAAGUUGUUGCUGAGCCAAGAGUUACCGACGAACAGGUCUUUUUGGUCAUAUCUCAUAUCUUUACUUAUUCCAAGAUUGUUGAAGGUUUGGAUCCAAACCUAGACUUAAUGAAGCACUUGUUUUGGUUUUCAACUGUUUGCCUCGAAUCAAAACACCCUAUAAUUUUUGAAGGUGCUCUUUUGUUUGUGUCAAGCUGUAUGAGACGCUUAUAUAUGUCCCAGUUUGAAAAUGAAAGCGAAACAUCAUUAAGCACAACUUUACUAAAAGAAAGAAAAUUCGCCUCCACCUUACUAUGCGAAAUAGAGAGCAUUAAUGGUAUCGUUUGGAAUGGAGAUAAUUUUACACACAUUAUAGUUUCCAUUGUUAAUAGAGGGCUCUGUAACCCAUUCAUCAGGAAUACGGCAUUAGAUUUUUUAAAAAUGGUGUUUAAAAAUUCCUAUUUUGAGCACCAGAUUGACAGAACCUCUGAUCAUUAUUUGUGCUACAUGUUUUUGUUGUAUUUACUUCUGAGCUCUACUCAAUUUGAGGAAGUUCUAGGUGAUGUUGAUUUCGAAGGCGAAACAAUCUCCAUUGAAAACGAAAAUACUAUUCCAAAGGUUUUAUUAGAAUGGUUGAGUUCUGACAAAGAGGAUUCCAAUAUUUCACUCUACCAAGGUGCGGUGUUAUUCAGAAGUUCUGUUAUAGAUGAACCAAGCAAGUUCAGAUUUGGGUUGAUUGUUAGGCAUUUACUUAAUGUAAAGCCGAUUUGUGCAUUCAGGUUCUACAACGUUAUUCGUAACGAGAUAAGAAAAAUCUCAGCAUUUGAGCAAACAUCGGAUUGUGUUCCUUUGGCGUUUGACAUUUUGAAUUUAUUGGUGACACAUUCAGAAUCUUAUUCAUUGGAUAAACUUAACGACAAGUCCAUUGAACUUUUGACUAAAAGAGGUCUCCUGAUAACAACUAAGAUCGACAAAUUUGCAAAGAAUUCCGAUAUGAUGUUACUGAUACAUUUAGAACCCCAUAUUCUUUAUGAACGUAAAAGAAUACUAACAAUGAUUUUAUCGAGAAUGGCAUGCUCUACUUAG